AUGUCAAAGUAUCAACAAAGUUCAUUAUUCAUAAAGAGAUUGGGAUUGGAGUAUCCAAUCAUUCAAUCCCCAAUGGCUGGAAUCAGUACUAUUAAAUUGGCUUCUGUUAUUAGCUCAAACGGAGGAUUGGGAUCGAUCCCUCUCGCAUCAGUUGAUGCCAGAAAACAAAGCGGAAUUGACUCGAUAGACAAGCAAUUGAAUGAAUUUAAGUCUUUAGCUAAGACUAAUGUUGUUAAUGUUAACUUUUUUUGCCAUAAUCAUGAGGAACAACAAACACCCACUGCUACCCAAACUGAAAAUUGGCACAAGCUUUUGGGUAAGGCAAGUCCAAGUAUUAACAAAGAUAUACCCAGUUUACAAAAAUCCAACAUUUCAUUAACAGAGGUGGAGAGUAAUCACCCCGAGCUAUUUGUACAAUUACUAGAGAAAUUGGUACAAUGCAAGCCGAAGGUAGUAAGUUUCCAUUUUGGAUUCCCAUCCCAAAAGGCCAUUAAAUUUUUGCAGGAAAAUGGCAUUAUGGUAUUUGUGACGGUCACCUCAGUCAAAGAAGCGAAGCAAUUGAUUGAUUUAAAGGUUGAUGGUCUAGUUAGUCAGGGGUAUGAAGCCGGUGGACAUAGAGGAAACUUUUUGCUUAGUGAAAUAUUAGAUGAGAAUUUGUCUACCUUUUCUUUAUUCACUCAAAUAAAGAUAAUAGUAGACAAUGCGUCUUGGAAGCCUUUUAUUAUCCCUGCUGGUGGAAUCAUGGAUGGAAAGACCAUUGAAAAUUAUUUAGCAAAUGGUGCCUCAGGUGUUCAGCUAGGGACAAUCUUCUUGAGCACACCAGAAUCUAAUUCGAAUGAUUUUAUCAAGAAUGUCGUUUCGGAGUCUAAUGACACUCCUACAAUAAUGACAAGAUUGGUUUCUGGUAAACCUGCUAGGUGUUUGCGCACGCCAUUUAUCCAAGCUCUAAUUGAGGACUGUGAUAAUUUAAAACUCGAUGAUCAGCCUCCAUAUGGUUAUGCUUAUUAUGGCUACAAAACCAUGGCUGGCUUGCUUAAGGACCCACGUUAUGGAUUUUAUUUGGCUGGCCAAAAUUACCACCAAAUUAGUCCAGACUUUAACACUGAACAAGUUUUCUUAAAACUAGUAGAUGAACUUAAGCAAGCUGGAUUUGACGCUCAAGCUGUAUAG
Molecule: messenger RNA, 1170 nt
Organism: Debaryomyces hansenii CBS767
Lineage: Eukaryota; Fungi; Ascomycota; Pichiomycetes; Serinales; Debaryomycetaceae
Product: putative nitronate monooxygenase
Exons: 1
Coding region: 1-1170 (389 amino acids)
Molecular function (GO): nitronate monooxygenase activity
Source: RefSeq, a predicted model, not a curated record